Messenger RNA from Daphnia magna, 2808 nucleotides. RefSeq names its product protein TRC8 homolog. The transcript has 8 exons. Gene Ontology annotation, biological process: ERAD pathway. Gene Ontology annotation, molecular function: ubiquitin protein ligase activity; zinc ion binding. Bases 637 to 2691 code for a protein of 684 amino acids. NCBI's taxonomy places the organism in Eukaryota, Metazoa, Arthropoda, Branchiopoda, Diplostraca, Daphniidae. The record is from RefSeq and is a predicted model, not a curated record. Gene Ontology annotation, cellular component: endoplasmic reticulum; endomembrane system.
GUAGGUAACCCAGAGACGAAUAUCAACAAGAAUCACUUCUGUCAUGAUGAGAUUGCAAAAAGAAAAUCGCUUAAAAGAGAUGAGAUGUGCAUAAGCGAAACUCGUAAAGCUUACCGAAGUGUGUUUUAUAUGCCCAGUGAAAGUUAGUUUACAAUUGGUUAACCAUGCGGCUGACUAUAUAGGUGGGAGUAGAACUAAAAAAAGGAACAGUAAUCGAGGCCGUUGAGUGAAAAUUCAAGUAUUCGGCUUUGGAACACUGGCCUUCAGACGUUGCAACGAAGUCGUUCUUAGCGUUACUAUGUCAUCCGUUGUUGCAUUACUGGCCUUGAUGGGAAACAGAGAAAGUCUUUCUGUGUUUUUGUAGGCUUUUAGCUACUUUGGUGUUUUGAGCUCCAGUGUUUAGGUGACUGUGCAAAUGACAAAAAUAUUUUGCAUCUAAACAACAGGUCCCUUUCUUAAGUACCGUAAUCUUAUCACAACAAUCAUCUUUAGUCAAGAUAUCAAUCAAGUUGCAGCACUGUUGGACCAGUCUCUUUCCUUAUUUUUAGUUGGCAUAUCAGUGAGACAUGGUGUGGCAUGUAAACAUGUGGAAAUAGAACAUCCACAGCUAAUCGUGGCUGGAUAGAACAGUUCCUGAUGGAUACCAAACAAAUCAUCCUUAACUUUUUAGAUAUUCUUCUCAGGGUCCCAUCCCUGUUUAUUCUUGAUGAAAUAUUUCAGUCAAAUUUAGCAGAUCUUGGUUUGUAUCCUUGCACACUUCUACCUCUGCACAAGGAGGCAGAUUUUGACGAUGUUGUGGGAGAUUCAAAUCAUACAUUAUCAAGACCGCUUCACUCAGUAGCCAACUAUGAUUCAGGAGUCUUUGGUAAUCUGAGUCAAAGCCUCAUCAAUGUUAUCGAAUUUGAUGGUACAUCAUCAACAUUCUUCAACAUUGACAUUUCCAUUUGUCAAGGAAUUCUCGGCUUCAGCUUUCAACUAGCUCUGUUACUCUCAGCAACGUGUGCAGCAUUGUUUACAUUGACUUUAUGGACAAAACAUCUUGUUAAGAUCUAUGAAUUUCUUUUCUCCUUGCUGCUUGUCACUGCCAGCUAUCAUUGCAACCAGCAAGCCUCCAUUAGUGUAGCAACAGCAGCUACAGUAUCUCUAAGAUCGUUAUGGAGGCUCGACUUGGAAGCUCUUUUCCGAGCAAUACCUGGCCUAUUUUUCAUUAUUUUGAACAUUGCUACACAGUCGAUACUGGCGUCCGGAUAUCUUGUGGUCAAUUUCGGUCCAUCAAUUCCUGCUCUACAAGCAGUAUUGGCGUUAUGUUUCCUCGUACCUAGUUUGACUGUGAUGAUUCCACUGGAGAGAAACUCCUUCCCUCGCUGGUGCUUUCUACUCCUAUCACUCCAUAUUGCAUUUGUGGUUUGGAGCAACUUUUCCAUGGUCUAUAAAGAAAUAAAGGAUCGGAUCUCUUACGUGGUUUCGUUUAUUCGGGUAGAAGGAUUUAUGGCGCUUGCCGAAGCAGAAUGGCUACGAUUGAAUGUUCCACUUAUUUUCCGCACUUUCUGGAUGAUGCGCGUCGGAAUUCAUUUGUACAUAUACGUGGUUUCCUCAGAGCCUGGUGUUUGGGUCGAAAGUGAUAACCUAAAAACAUUGUUUAAAGUCAUUCUUAUCCGCGGAUGUGAAACCCUACCUGCCAUUCUGGGCAUGUCGUCCAUCUUCUCAUGGCUUGCCGGAAAGUUCUACGUCAUGUGUCAGCUCUUUUUGAUGAUUCCGCAUGAUGAAGUUUCACACGUCGGACCUGUUUCUGCAGUACUGUUUAUAAUUCUAGCCUUUCAAAAUGGAUUGAGCACGUUGCAGCCAGCUGCUCGUAUCGUCCGAUUAGGACGUAACAUUGUUCUUCUUUUGGCUUGCUUUUUGCACUUCGUACACAAUGCAGUCGAUCCAGUUUUGAUGUCCCUUGCUGCCAGUGCCAAUCCCGAUGUGACUCGCCAUGCGCGAGCGUUGGCUGUUAGCGUUGGUCUUACAGUAGUCGCAUUUUGUGGUCUAUACUUUCUCUGGAUGACCCAUUCAAUCAGUACUUGGUUAUUGGCAGUGAGUGGUUUCAGCCUGGAAGUUAUAUGCAAAGUUUUUGCCUCUCUUGCCCUCUAUGGACUUUUCUUAGCCGACGCUAAACUUAGCGAAUUCUGGGAUAAACUAGAUGAUCACGUCUACCGUGUCAGGUUUGCUGGUCGUGUUGUAGAAUUUCUCGUCGGCUUAUUUCUCCUUUGCAACUCUGCCUUCAUCUUGAUUUUUGAAAAUGGUGGAGCUAUUCGCGCUAUCUUAGUGGGAUUUCACGCCUAUUUCAAUCUGUGGUGCGAAGCGCGAGUGGGUUGGAAGAUCUUUACUCGGCGUCGAACAGCCGUUCAUAAAAUAGCGACACUUGAGACUGUUGAUCAACCGGAACUACUUGACGAUGUUUGCGCUAUCUGCUUUCAUGACCUAAAGCCUACCGCCCCUAAUAAUGUAAUGGUUAAAGUAACUCCGUGUCGACAUUACUUUCACGCCGUCUGUCUUCGCAAAUGGUUGUACGUGCAAGAUCGUUGCCCGAUGUGCCACCAAACUCUAUGGUCGCAACUACAUUCUUCUUCCCUGGAUCCUUCUGUCGGCGAAGUCAUAGGUCCACGUUACGAGGCAGACCAAAUGCAAGAACACCUACAUCUGGAUUAGAGCCUGCGUUUACUAAUCAUAAAAAUCUUCGUGCGGUGUAAAAUUUAACGAAUCGCAGAAAAAAUUUUCUGUAAUGUAGUAUUGUUAUUGUCAAUAAUGAAAAUGUCUUUCAUAGAA